Molecule: messenger RNA, 1512 nt
Organism: Penicillium atrosanguineum
Lineage: Eukaryota; Fungi; Ascomycota; Eurotiomycetes; Eurotiales; Aspergillaceae
Gene: ftmG
Product: cytochrome P450 monooxygenase ftmG
Exons: 6
Coding region: 1-1512 (503 amino acids)
Molecular function (GO): oxidoreductase activity, acting on paired donors, with incorporation or reduction of molecular oxygen; iron ion binding; heme binding
Source: RefSeq, a predicted model, not a curated record
AUGCAAGCGAAAGAAAUUUUUGACUUCUUCUAUCCAGGAGCAGGUUACGCAAGUUUGGUCUUCAUCCUGGGGCUCAUCUUGUUGCUUUACUGCCAUGAGAGCCACUCCUUCACAUGCAUCAAUUCAUACCCUUGGGAUUUAUUUCAGCGCAAAGCCAAGCAAGAGUUCGAAUCCGAUGCCAGAGGACUAAUAGACAAGGGCCUCCAAAUGGGCCGCUCUGCUUUUCAGCUAGUGACUAACAUGGGAACUUACCUGAUACUGUCAGACCGAUACGCCGAAGAAAUCAAAAAUGAUGAUAGAUUCAGUGCUUUCGAUGCGCUAAAUGAUGUUAUCCUCCUCGAACUGCCUGGCUUCGAGACCAUGUUUCAAGGUUCAUUGCAUAAUCAUGUGUCUCCCGUUGCAGUCUGGGCUUUGAACAGGGAGCUAGUUCAUUUGACGCGUUCUCUCUCCGAUGAAACCGGUCAGUGCUUGCAAGCACAAUGGACUGACGCGACCGGCUGGCAUAACGUCUCCAUCCAUGACACGGUGCUAACCUUGGUCGCACAGCUUACCACUAGAGCACUUAUUGGCCCAGAGCUCUGCCGUAAUCCUGAGUGGAUUGAUAUUGCCAUCAGCUUUACAAUCAUUCGUGCGAUUGCCGUUGCAGACAUACAAUCCUGGCCAAGAAUUUUACAGCCAGUCGUUCAUUGGUUCUUGCCUACUUGCAAGGCUGUUCGCCGCCAAAUCAAGCGAGCACAAGACAUCCUUAUGCCAGUUCUGCACCAUAAAAAACAGUCAAUCAACACGGGAGAUCACUCUACCGAACAUGAGUUUUCCACACUGACUUUUAUUGAUCAGUAUGCUCAAGGCUCCCGCUAUGACGCUACUAUGGCCCAGUUGCGCCUAAUAGCUGUAUCGGUCUUGACUACUUCCGAUAUGGUGGAAAAGGUUUUAGCGAGAUUCUGCGAGUAUCCCGAACUUAUUGAGCCACUGCGUGACGAAGUGAUCUUGGCGUUCGAGAAAAGUGGUCUGAAUCACAAUUCUCUUCUUAAGCUAACACUCAUGGAGAGUGUGAUGAAAGAAAGCCAGCGGUUGGAACCUGCCACUCUAAUAUCAAUGUUCCGUGUGGCCAAAGAGAAAGUGACCUUGGAGGACGGCACGAUCAUACCCAAGGGUACCAGCCUGGCAUUUGCAAACGAACUCAGAUUGGAUCCAUCAAUGUACCCUGAUCCUGAAAAAUUCGAUGGUUAUCGGUUCCAGAACAUGAGAAAGAGUCCCGAGAAAGCCGGGCUGGCCCAAUUUACUAAGACUCGAGUGAGUCACCUCGCUUUUGGUCAUGGGAGACAUGCAUGUCCAGGGCGCUUUCUAUCCUGCGACGAAGCAAAAUUGAUCCUAUGUCAUAUCUUGCUCAAGUACGACAUUAAGCCAGCUGACGAACACGCUUCAAACUUGGCUGUCCGCGGCAUGUUCAUCCAAAGGGACUCGAGGGGGGUCAUGUCGGUCAAACUUCGCGAGACAGAAGUUAUGUUGUAG